GAGGAGCUCUCGCGGGCCUCGCGGCAGCGGCUGCUGCGCUCGCGGGACACCAUGUUCUCCAAGUUCACCUCCAUCCUGCAGCACGCCGUGGAGGCGCUUGCACCUUCUCUCCCAUUGCAAGAAGAUUUUGUUUACCACUGGAAAGCAAUCACCCACUACUACAUAGAGACAUCAGAUGACAAAGCUCCUGUGACAGACACCAACAUUCCUUCUCACCUGGAACAGAUGUUGGAUAUUCUAGUUCAAGAAGAAAAUGAGAGGGAAUCGGGUGAAACGGGGCCGUGUAUGGAAUAUUUGCUGCACCACAAGAUUUUGGAGACCCUCUACACGCUAGGGAAAGCUGAUUGUCCUCCAGGAAUGAAACAGCAAGUUUUGGCUUUUUAUACAAAACUUCUAGGAAGAAUACAGCAGCCUCUGCUUCCCCAUAUAAAUGUGCAUAGGCCCGUGCAGAAAUUAAUCAGGCUAUGUGGUGAAGUUCUGGCAACACCCACAGAAAAUGAAGAAAUUCAGUUUCUUUGUAUAGUCUGUGCAAAGUUGAAACAGGAUCCAUACAUGGUCAACUUCUUCCUUGAGAACAAGCUGAGAGCCCUGGCUUCGGGAGGGUCAGCGAGCGCCGUCGCGGAGGAGGCGCCGCUUGGCGGGGACGCGGUGGCUGCUGACGUGGGGCAGCCUGGGCACACCGACGCGGGGCGGCCCGGGCACGCGGAGGCAGCAGCGGGCACCUCGGCCGGAGCCCAGCAGGCGGAGCAGGAGCACCAGGACGGCCUCCCUCAGCAGGCGGACGAGCUGCCCUUCCGUCUGCACGAGCUGAGCGGCGCCGCGCCGCCCGACUCCUCAGCUCCUGAUCCGAAUCAAGACUAUAACCUAGUGAAUUCUCUGCUGAAUCUCACUAAAAGUCCGGACGGCCGGAUAGCAGUGAAGGCCUGCGAGGGCCUCAUGCUCCUGGUGAGCCUGCCGGAGCCAGCAGCAGCCAAGUGCCUCACGCAGAGCACCUGCUUGUGUGAGCUGCUGACCGACAGGCUGGCCGCCCUCUACAGAGCCCUGCCUCAGUCACUGGAUCCCUUGGACAUUGAAACAGUGGAGGCAAUCAACUGGGGUUUGGAUUCCUAUAGUCACAAAGAAGAUGCAUCCGCUUUUCCAGGGAAAAGAGCCCUGAUUUCAUUUCUUUCGUGGUUUGACUACUGUGAUCAACUUAUUAAAGAAGCACAAAAGACUGCUGCAGUUGCUAUGGCAAAAGCUGUGCGGGAGCGGUUUUUUGUUGGUGUUAUGGAACCCCAGCUGAUGCAAACCUCAGAGAUGGGAAUCCUCACAUCCACUGCACUAUUGCAUCGCAUUGUUCGUCAGGUGACUUCGGAUGUCCUGCUGCAGGAAAUGGUUUAUUUUAUACUUGGAGAGCACAGAGAGCCAGAGACUUUGACGGACAUCAACAGACAUCCAUUGCGACACAGGUUAAUCGAGCACUGUGAUCAUAUUUCUGAUGAGAUCAGUAUAAUGACUUUACGAAUGUUUGAGCACCUUUUGCAAAAACCCCAUGAGCACAUUCUUUAUAACUUGGUUCUGAGAAAUUUAGAAGAAAGAAACUAUAUGGAAUACAAGCCUCUCUGCCAAGAAGAUAAAGAUGUUAUAGAAAAUGGACAGAUCGCAGGAGCAGUGGACCUAGAGGAAGAUCCGUUAUUUACUGAUCUGUCUCCAGACAACAUGUUGUCAGCUCAGGAGUGGCUCAGUGCUUCUCCACCUGUCAGUCCUGAACACCCAAAGAGUGAUGGGAAAACUGAAGUACAUAAAAUUGUAAAUAGUUUUCUCUGUCUUGUACCUGAUGAAGCAAAGUCGUCGUACCACGUGGAGGGUACAGGUUAUGACACUUACCUCAGAGAUGCCCACAGACAAUUCCGGGAUUACUGUGCCAUCUGCUUGCGAUGGGAGUGGCCUGGAUCUCCCAGAUCUUUGGAAAAGUGCAAUUUAGAAGCAUCCUUUUUUGAAGGGCACUUCUUGAAAGUCCUGUUUGAAAGAAUGGGCAGGAUUCUUGAUCAGCCCUAUGAUGUGAAUUUACAAGUUACAUCAGUGUUGUCCAAACUCUCCUUGUUCCCUCAUCCUCAUAUACACGAAUACCUUUUGGACCCUUAUAUAAACCUCGCCUCUGGCUGUAGGUCUCUCUUCUCUGUUAUUGUCAGGGUUGUUGGGGACCUCAUGGUCAGAAUCCAGCGCAUCCCAGACUUCACUCCCAAACUCCUGCUGGUCAGAAAACGCCUGCUGGGCUUGGAGCCUGAAGGGCCUGUCAUUGACCACCUGACGUUGCUGGAGGGCGUGAUUGUGCUGGAGGAAUUCUGCAAGGAGCUGGCGGCCAUCGCCUUCGUGAAGUACCAUGCCUCAUCCACACCCUGACAGCCGCCGCCUCUGGAAGCUCCGGGCCUCUUCCCCUCAAAGACUAUUGCCACAGCGCAGGUAGAAAGAGGUGGCAUCUCCUGGGGAUGUCAACUUGGGCAGAACUGGAAGAUAGGUUACUUCUGCCCGCUGGUGUUUGCUGCCUUGCAAGAGAGAUGGAUUCGAAUGGACCUGGGAUGCAACAGUAGGGAUUGAGGAGAAGCCAAUACCUAACAUUUCCAGCCAUUGUUGAAGAGCUGCAAAAUCUGUAUGAAGAACCACAGACAUCAAACCUUGGUUAUCGUUCUGUUGUGAUGACAGUGUUUAGGGAGUUAGGUCUUUCCUGUGUUCACUUGCACCCAUUUGCUUUUUGUGACCUUAUUACUUAUAAAAUGGCAAGUUAAUUUGGUAACAUUUUCAUGUCUUACCUCUUGCUUUUUUGAUUGGAAAUAUAAAGGGAAAUCAGAACCACACUUGCAAUGGAUGUUACUAAAAAUGAAGAGAAUUGAAAAGAUCCACUGCUCCCUAUCCUGUGGGAUAUAUUCAUGAGAGAUUGUAUUUAUUUUGGUGAAUUAUAAAGGCAACUCUUGAGUUUGAUUCCCUAGUGAUUACUCCAGGAGAUAUCAGCAUAAAAUCAAUACUAAUGGAAUUAACCCUGAUUCAGUGUUGCAUCCAUAGAAAGUAUGUCUGAAGGACACAUGUUUCUAGCAUGUUUUUCCCUGUCUUCUCAAAUGAUGUCUCUUCAGGUUUUCUGUGUAGAAAGAUUUGGGUUAGGUUUUUGUUUGUGAAUUUUAGUUGUUUAUCUCAUGGCAUCUUUCACAGGGAAGCUGAUUAUAGGUCAUCAGUAGUACUUACUGAAACAGUGUUUUUAACUCCUUUUAAAUAGCUAAAUUGGUUUAAGAAUCUUCUGUGCCUUGAAAAUUCUCAGCGUAAAUGUUUUGUCAUUUUUAGAAAUGGUUUUAGUGCUUAUUUAACCUUAGCAGUAGUGCCCCAAAAGAGAAGAACUGGCGCCAGGUCAGUUAAAGUGUUGCUUUAGGACCAAAAUUUACCCCUUUUUUUUCCCCUUUGUGGUUUUGUGGUGCAGAAGUGCGUGUCUGUCAUGGCCACAUCUGCACUAGCAGGUUCAGGAGGCUCCUGCUUAAAACAUUAAAUCACACGGAGUGAUUUGGAUGAGACACCUGCUUUGCUUUGUGCCCAGUCCCACUUAUGGACAUGAUCAUAUAAGCAGCUGAAGUAGAGCUUAAUUCUUUGUUUACAUUGUAUCUUUGAUUUUUCUUUAUUUUUUCCUAAUGCCCUGUUUGCACAACCAGAUGCAAUUACUGUCAUACAAAUAUGGACUAAUUUACUCAGUCACUAGAACUCCUCUGCAUGUACUUUGUUGUCGCUGGAAUUGGAUUUCGCCCUGAAUCCCUGACUUCGAGACCUUUUUUUCUUUCACUUCCAGAAUCUUGAAGAGUUAUGAGGCCUUUUAAGUUAGCAGAUUAGUUAGAGCAGCGUCACAGUUACCAGGCUUAUUCCUUGUCUUAUUCCUUAACUUAUUCCUAUCACGCCAGUGAAGAGGGUCCUGCCAUAAAAGCCUCCAGUGCAAGUUAGGUUGGGAAGAAGGGCUCACUGUGAUUCUAUAUUGAGCAAAAGCUUUUGCAGGUAAAACCAGUAUUAAGGUGCUCUGUGUACUGAGAGGCUUCUACUUACACUGUUGGAUUUAGCUGGCAAACAAAAGCAUUGUUUACUUCCCCACCUCUUUAUUUUUCCCUUGAAUUUAGCCCUAUAGUAUUUUCUGGUCGAAGUAGGAUAAGGUUUAUGAAAAUGACAGUUUUUUCAUUUUUGUUCUUUAAGUCAUUUGCAGUCAGUCCAUAUGAGAAGCUUAAUAUUACGUAUCUGACAUAAAGUUCAGAAUAUGUAAACGCCUAUGCAGAGUUGUUAUAACAUAGGUUCAAAUUGAGCAAAGCAGUUAAACAUAAGGUAAUUUCAAGCAGCUCCUUAAAUCAGUCUCUUAGACUUGUGAAGCGAAGCUGUGGAGCUGGGAUGCUGGAGCUGUUCUGAAUUUGGCUCUGUGUUGGUUUUGCUUGAGCUUAAUUACUUUUUCCUCAGAAUUCCUAUUUUCAUUAUUUAUUUUUAAAAGACUUAGGUUCUAGAAUAUUUCUAAUGCCCCAAUUUCAGUGGAAACUGGAAGUGAUAAUACUGCUAUAAAUAAGAGAGGAGAGUUAAAUUAAACUCACAUGAGAGCAUUCCAAGCAAUAUAACAAUUUGUAGAGCCAUCCAAGAGGUGGCCAAUCUGAAAUGAAAUUACUAACAUCACCUGUGUUGUUGUCAUCAUCAUCAUUGGUACCUGGGCUCGUUGCGCUGUAGCCAGCAGUAUCAGUCAGUCUGGAAGGACUUCUGCAACCUCUGCAGUAUUUUACUGCAGAAUUGCCUGCCAGGGUGCAAGCCCAAUCCCUUAAAGCUUGCUCAUGAAAAGAUAAGGGGAUAUAGUUAUAAGUAUGCUUAAAUUCAGGAUAUAGUGGUUUGAUUUUUGGAAACAUUGGUGGUGUCUUAAACCAAAUGUGCAGUUGAUAAAUCUAUAAGAUACAGAUGCAUCCUGACAGCAAGUGAAACGAACCUUAAGCUUUCCGUUGCCUAAACUGCUAAUGUGAGUGUUGCCUGCAAACCCUUAACUACCAUACAUGAUAAAAAUGACCAUUGGGGUUUUGUUUGGUUGUUUUUUGAAAGAUGAUUUAAUAUUCCUUAAGAUAUGGAACUCUUUUAAGUCUUGCGAUUUUUCUUUUCAUGCACUUUUGAAAAAAAGGUAAACCUUAGUAAGUUAGUUCAGGUCCCCGUUUUCACCUUUCCCGUCUAUGCACGCCGUCGAGGUGCCCGUUCUGUUCCUGGCUGUUGGUGUUUGCAGGUUAUUUGUUACCCACCCGUUGGCACCUGAGAAGUCACUGGCCUGGAGUUGGCAGCAGACGCUCCGGGUGCCGCGGGCAGUGCGGGUGCUCCCCGCUUUGGGGAGCAUGGUCACUGCUGUUGGAUUGCAAUACUUGAGGGGAAAUACGAGAAUAAUGUUGGGUUCCACAAAACAGAUCCAAGCUGCAUUUUAACCCUGAUGCACAUGCGUGUAAAUAGACACCUAUUUUUUUCCCAUGUAUUGUAUGUAUUUGAUUUAGAGUCUGGUAGGGAGCAUUUGUAAUGAGCAACGUGCUAGCUCCGGUAGACCAAGUUUGUCCCUAGUCCGUUUCUCUUAAGACUGUACUAGUCCUAGUAUUCAGCUCCUGUCUAUGUAAUGUUCUUAUUAUGUAUUUGUCUGUGCAAUAUAAAAGCUGUGGUUUGAUGCACAGCUUGAAUCUGCUUGUACAUCACCUGUGUAUAUAUGUACAAGGGCCAGAGUCCCCAGCUUGCUUACACUAUGAGCAGUGUAAAGUUUGCACUCGAUUUUACAGGGCACAAGUGGUCAUGGAAUGGCUUUGUACACGUGUGGCUAUUACGUACCAUAAUCUGCAAUAUGAAUUCACAAACACCCUUUUAUUAUCACUAUUUCUCUUGCUAAAAUUUGGAUGCUAGGUAAAAUGUAUGGAUGAUGUAAUACACUUUGGGUUAUAUGGGAAACUGUAUCUGC
Messenger RNA from Nothoprocta perdicaria, 5953 nucleotides. RefSeq names its product family with sequence similarity 160 member B1 (gene FHIP2A). Bases 52 to 2382 code for a protein of 776 amino acids. The transcript has 17 exons. The record is from RefSeq and is a predicted model, not a curated record. NCBI's taxonomy places the organism in Eukaryota, Metazoa, Chordata, Aves, Tinamiformes, Tinamidae.